GAACGAAUAUUUCACUGUAUUUGCAACCAACAAAAAAAAACAGAAAGCAGAGUAGAAUUUCCCUUCUGCUUCUCUCCAUCUGAUUCUCAGAGACUAGAGAAUUUCACUCUAGAGCUCUGGCAGUGCCGCAAAACCCAUCCAAAACCCUGAAUCCAAUCCGAUCCAAGCCAAUCCAACGUCAACCGCAAUGCAAACAAUGACAGUGAGAGCUCUGCCAGUGCCGCCACUUCGAUAAGGCGAUGAAACUCUCAACUCUGUUCCUCCGACCCGCCUCCUCUCCCGAACGACCAUGCUUCUACCGUCGCAAAACUGUUACCUGCAAUCUAAUCUUGUCCACUCUCCAUAACUCCAGUCCAAUGGAAGACGCUUUGGAAUACCUACUCCCCCAUCUCUCAUCCAAAAUCGUCACCUCCGUUAUCCAACAAGUGCCGAACCCGAAACUGGGGUUCCGAUUCUUCAUCUGGUCAACGCGAACAGAACUGCUCCGCAGCCGGGCCUCUGAUAGCCUCAUUGUUGACAUGCUCGUUAAGGACAAACAUGGCUUUGACUUGUACUGGGAAACUCUCCGAGACCUCAAAAACUUUCAAAUUCCGAUUACUUCCAAUGCUUUUAGAGUGUUAAUUGCAGGAUAUGUCAAGAUGGGUAUGGCUGAAAAGGCCGUGGAAGCCUUCUCUACAAUGAAGGAUUUCGAUUGUAAGCCUGAUGUGUUUACUUACAACUGUAUAUUACAUGUUAUGGUGCAAAAGGAGGUCUUUUUGUUAGCGUUAGCGGUAUAUAAUCAAAUGUUGAGGUCUAAUUGUAGUCCGGAUUUAGCUACCUAUAACAUCUUGAUUAACGGGUUUUACAAAACUGGCAAGACUCAGGAUGCACUCAAGUUGUUUGAUGAAAUAAUCCAGAGGGGCAUAUCACCAAACGAGAUAACUUGUACUAUUAUUGUUUCGGGUUUGUGCCAGGCGAAGAGGCUCGAUGAGGCGCAUAGAUUGUUCAAUACGAUGAAAGAGAGUGGACGGUGUCCUGAUGCGAUUACUUGCAGUGCGUUGCUUAAUGGGUUCUGUAAAUGGGGUAGGCUUGAUGAAGCUUAUGCGCUUUUGCGAACCUUUGAGAGGGAUGGUUUUGUUCUUGGACUCGUUGGGUACAGUUGUUUGAUUGAUGGCUUGUUUAGAGCUAAAAGAUAUAAUGAAGCACGUGCGUGGUUCAGAAAAAUGCUUAAGCAGGACAUCAAGCCGGAUGUUGUUCUGUACACUAUAAUGAUUCUGGGGUUAUCAAAUGCGGGUAGGGUUCAGGAUGCAUUGAAAUUGUUAGGUGAGAUGACUCAGAGGGAUUUGGCUCCGGAUACUUCUUGUUAUAAUGCUGUGAUUAAAGGGUUAUGUGAUAUCGGCCUUUUGGAUAAGGCUCUGUCUCUCCAACUUGAGAUUUCAAAGCAAGAUUGCUUCCCUAAUGCCAGCACUUAUACUCUUCUCAUUUGUGGAAUGUGUAGGAAUGGGCUGGUCCAGGAGGCACAACAGAUAUUCAAUGAUAUGGAGAAGCUUGGGUGUGUUCCUUCUGUUGUGACCUUCAAUGCUCUUAUUGAUGGACUUUGUAAGGCUGGUCAGCUUGAGGAAGCUCAUAUUUUGUUUUACAAGAUGGAGAUAGGGAGAAAUCCUUCCUUAUUUCUUCGGCUUUCUCAAGGUGCCAACCGGGUUCUUGAUAGGGUUAGCCUCCAAACAAUGGUGGAGCAAUUGUGCGAGUCGGGAUUAAUUCUCAAAGCCUACAAACUUCUCACGCAGCUUGCUGAUAAUGGGGUUGUGCCCGAUAUCAUAACUUACAACAUUCUGAUCAACGGUUUUUGCAAGGCUAGGAACAUUAAUGGUGCUUUCAAACUCUUCAAGGACCUGCAACUAAAAGGACUCUCUCCAGAUUGCAUUACAUAUGGAACACUUAUAGAUGCGCUUUAUAGGGUUGCCAGAGAAGAGGAUGCAUUUCGGCUCUUCGAUCAAAUGCAGAAGAAUGGGAUUACACCUAGCUUUUCAGUUUAUAAAUCACUUAUGACCUGGUCAUGCAGGAAAAGAAAGGUUUCAUUAGCUUUUAGUCUUUGGUUAAUGUAUAUGAGGAGCCUUCCAGGCAGGGACGAGGAAGCCAUCAAAGUAGUAGAGGAACAUUUUGAGAAAGGAGAGGUGGAAAAGGCGAUCCGAGGCAUACUUGAAAUGGAUUUUAAAAUGAAAGAUUUUGAUCGAGGGCCGUAUACCAUUUUGCUCAUUGGGUUUUGUCAGGCAAGAAGAGUAGACGAAGCUUUGGCGAUAUUUUCUGUUCUUCAGGAUUGCAAGAUAAUUGUUACUCCCCCAAGUUGUGCUAAGUUGAUUCACUGUCUCUGCGGAGAAGGGAAUCUGGACCUGGCGAUAAAUGUGUUCCUGUAUACUAUAGAGAACGGUUUCAUGUUGAUGCCACGGAUUUGCAACCGGCUUCUUAAGUCUGUACUUCGUUCCCAAGAUAAGAAGGAGCAUGUCCUGGAUCUUGCAAGUAAAAUGAAGUCUUUUGGAUAUGAUUUGGAUGUCUAUCUUUACCGGACUACAAAGGCCCUUCUGCAUGGUCACAGGAAUUCACGGGAAAUGGAAUUUAUGUCCCGUGGAUAAUUAUUGGCUACGGCAGAGGAUUUACAGACAAUAACGUAUGAUUUUGGCACAAUUUGUUUACCUCAUAUCUUCAUUGGGACAGCUGUUGUAAAACAAUAGGCUCGAUUGAUAUUGACAACCACCCUCCCUCCAUGAAAUCCUUCUUUUUUUUUUUCCCAGCCUUGUAGGUUUAGGUACCUGGUGGGGUGUAAUUGGUUGUUAUGGUUGGUGCGUGUUAACAAAACUGAAGAAGUGGAUGGCAUGACUCAUUUCCUAUGCUUCCUAGAAUUUUUUAAUGCAUACCUGAUUUUUUUUUGUAACAUUAUUAACUUGAAUGAGCAAAGGAGAUUCAUUUUGUCUAAA
This is a messenger RNA of Alnus glutinosa, 2951 nucleotides long. RefSeq names its product pentatricopeptide repeat-containing protein At1g79540. Gene Ontology annotation, molecular function: protein binding. NCBI's taxonomy places the organism in Eukaryota, Viridiplantae, Streptophyta, Magnoliopsida, Fagales, Betulaceae. The coding region runs from base 240 to 2609 and encodes 789 amino acids. The transcript has a single exon. The record is from RefSeq and is a predicted model, not a curated record.